Oryzias latipes (Japanese medaka) is the source of this 4285-nucleotide messenger RNA. RefSeq names its product KIT proto-oncogene, receptor tyrosine kinase a (gene kita). The record is from RefSeq and is a predicted model, not a curated record. Gene Ontology annotation, biological process: positive regulation of MAP kinase activity; B cell differentiation; hematopoietic progenitor cell differentiation. Gene Ontology annotation, cellular component: plasma membrane; signaling receptor complex. NCBI's taxonomy places the organism in Eukaryota, Metazoa, Chordata, Actinopteri, Beloniformes, Adrianichthyidae. Gene Ontology annotation, molecular function: growth factor binding; cytokine binding; transmembrane receptor protein tyrosine kinase activity.
GCCGGUCAGAGAUACAUAGUCGGCCUGCACUGUCCCCUCUGGCGCGCUCUAGGACAACAGCAUGUUUGUAGAUAGGCGAUGGCUGCUGCUGUUGCGAGCUGAGCAUCUGUGCCUUUAAAGCCUUGUCAGUGCACCUCUGUCAGAGCCCGCACUCAACUUCCCACAACUCCUGCGAGUACAGAGCUACCUUAACCAGAAAAGGCUUUGGCUCACCUACAAAACAAGACUGAUGGAAUACUAACUAUGGAAUACCACUGGAUACUGCUGUUUGUUUUUUUACAGUUUACCUUCCCCUCAGGCAACACCAAGCCCACCAUCAUCCCAGCAAAGCCCCAACUUGUGGUGGAGCUCAACCAAGAAUUUGAGCUGCAGUGCUGGAGUGAUAACAAGACACACUGGAGGCGGGAGGAACGAACAAAGCCAUUAAGAGCAAGCCAGAUCAAUGGAAAACUCACGUUGGCUUUUCAAAAGGCUGAUCCUGCAUCAAUGGGCCGCUACAUCUGUGUGGACGAGGGCACCAAAGAGCAAGCUUCCAUCUACGUCUUUGUGAAGGAUCCUAAAAAUCCGUUCCGAAAACCAUUGGUGCCCAAAAUUCUCACUCGUGAGGGAGAUCCAGCUUCUAUCCCCUGCCUGGCAACAGAUCCAAAUCUUAGCAAUCUGAGCUUGGAAACAUGUUCGAGAGGACCCCUGGCCUUCGGCCUCCAGUUUACUGCGAACCUGGAGCAAGGCAUCCUCAUCCACAACACAAGAAAGGCUUAUGGAGGCUGCUACAGGUGCACAGGGACACUCCAAAGACAGACCGUGGAAUCGAAUGAGUACGAGCUGACAGUGAGACCAGUGCCUGAUGAGCCUCCCGUGGUGGAGAUGCAUCAGCCAACGCAAGUGAUUCUGACGCGCAACCAGACUCUGUCUCUCACCUGCAACACCACUAAUGUCAAUGGAGAUAUCACCUUGAGGUGGAUCGUCCCACCUGGCUCGGGUGCCGUCUGGUAUCCACAGCAACCAGCAAAGGUUGAUGGCACUGCACGUAUCCAGCUGGAGAAAUUCACUCACACGCGCAGCUCCACGUUGCACAUUGCAGCAGUUCGGCCUGAAGAUACUGGGAGCUACAAAUGUGAAGCUAGGAACGAAAAAGGAAUCAGCACAAAGUCGGUGUGGCUCGAUGUUUACGAAAGAGGAUUCAUCAGCUUGACUCCCUCCGCGAACAGAACCAUCAAUGUCCGCUCGGGCGAGAGCUUGUCUCUGAAAGUCAGCAUGCACGCAUAUCCAAGCCUGCACACCGUCUCCUGGAGCUUCAAGAACUACGAACUGAAGAACACCAGUGAUCAUGUCAUCAGCACGACGCACAGUAAUGGAUACAGUUACAGCAGUGAGCUGCGGCUGGUCCGGCUCAAAAUGUCAGAGGGUGGUGUUUAUACCUUUCAAGCCUCCAAUGGUGACGCAUCAGUAAAUGAGACCUUUACCAUCUAUGUGAUCAGUAAACCUGAGAUUGUUUAUCAUGAAGGUCCGGUGGAUGGGCGGGUGCGUUGUAAAGCUGAAGGGUUCCCUGCUCCCCAGAUCAAGUGGUAUUACUGUGAGAAAACGCACGUCAGGUGCUCUAAGCAAGUGAAUGCCACCCAAGAAAAAAAGAAUGUCAUCACCAUCACAUUAACCAGCCCCAAAUUUGGGAAGCAAGGGGUGGAGAGCUGGGUGAACAUCAGCAGGGGGCGGUUCAAGUUCCUGGAGUGUUUGGCUACAGGAAAGGAGGAAUCGGAUCAAGACUUCUUACUCUUUUCUAUCAAUGCAGACAGAAGUACUUCCCAUGAACUCUUCACGCCUGUGUUAAUUUGCACUGUGUCUACAGCAGGCAUCCUCUGCCUGGUUCUUAUUGUGCUGUUCUACAAGUACAUGCAGAAACCAAAAUACCAGAUUCAGUGGAAAGUCAUUGAUGGCAUCUAUGGAAACAGCUAUGUGUACAUUGACCCCACACAGCUGCCGUACGAUCACCAGAGGGAAUUUCCAAGGAACAACUUGCGUUUCGGGAAGACACUGGGAUCUGGUGCAUUUGGAAAAGUGGUGGAAGCCACAGCAUAUGGACUCUCUGAAACAGAUUCAGUCAUGACUGUUGCUGUGAAAAUGCUGAAAGCAAGUGCUCACGCCACAGAGAAAGAGGCUCUGAUGUCAGAGCUGAAGGUCCUCAGUUACUUAGGAAACCACAUGAACAUCGUCAACCUGCUGGGGGCAUGCACUGUUGGAGGCCCCACACUGGUGAUCACAGAGUACUGCUGCUUUGGAGACCUUCUUAACUUUCUACGCAGAAAGAGAGAGUCUUUUAUCAACUUCAAGCUUGAAGAAGACUCCUACUACCGCAACAUCAGCCAACAGAAAGUUAGAGAUGGCGACAGCUUGAAUGGCUACAUGGCCAUGAAGCCUUCUAGUGCUGGCAACACGCCGCUCAGCACAACCCCGGAGAGCAGACUCUCUCAGCGCAAAGAUGGCUCUCUUGGUGACGCAAAUGAAGAAUGCGAGUGGUUUGAUGGGGACGAGUUGGCCCUCGACACUGAGGAUCUUCUCAGUUUCUCCUAUCAAGUGGCCAAAGGCAUGGAGUUUUUAGCUUCCAAAAAUUGUAUUCACAGAGAUCUUGCUGCCAGAAACAUCCUGUUAACUCAAGGAAAAGUGGCAAAAAUCUGUGAUUUUGGUCUUGCUCGCGACAUCACCACAGACUCCAACUAUGUGGUCAAAGGGAACGCCCGUCUUCCAGUGAAAUGGAUGUCCCCAGAAAGUAUCUUUGAGUGUGUGUACACAUUCGAGAGUGACGUGUGGUCCUAUGGGAUCCUGCUCUGGGAAAUCUUCUCUCUUGGAAACAGCCCGUACCCUGGUAUGCCGGUGGAUGCCAAGUUCUACAAACAGAUAAAAGAAGGUUACAGAAUGGGGGCUCCAGAGUUUGCACCCAGUGAAAUGUAUGAGGUCAUGAGCUCCUGCUGGAAGGCUGAGCCCUUCAACAGACCCCCCUUCAAAAAGAUCGUGGAGAGCAUUGAGCAACAGCUGUCAGACUCCACCAAGCAUAUUUAUCUGAACUUCAACUCAAGGCUCCCUGUGAUGUUUGGAGCCAGGAAGGAGCCCAGUUCUCAGAGCCCAGCAUUUCAAAGUCUAAAUUCAGUCAGAAAUCACAACAAUCCAACACAGCCCUUACUGCUCCAGCAUGAGGUUUUCUUGGAAAGAACAGCCCUGGAAGCUCAGUGGGUGUAGGGACCCACCCAGCAUGGUUGACUGUCUCGCAAAGUGCCUGUAAUGUUCUGCCACAAACCGCUCAACCACUACAGGAAUCCAACACUCUAAUAUAAGGAACAGGGGUCUUCUGUCAUCGAUGUAAGGCUGUGACUUGACAGGAAGAUUAUGAAGGACAAACAAACGAAGAGUUUUUUCUCUCUUUCUGCUGAACACACGAACAACACUCAUCACCCUGCUCCUUAUAGAGAAUGGUCAAGACACCAAGGAGGGUGGAGGCUGUACUACAUUUAUUUAUCACUGUCAAAGUAUAUUGUUACGCUUUUUUUUCCCCCUUUUUCUCCAGUCACAUGUUCCCAAAUUUUUCAUAAAGAUGUUUUUUGGCAGUCCGUCUGCAACAGAGUUUUUUUUUUGUUUUCUUUUCUUUUCUUUAUACGUUUUGUUUUUGGUUAUUUUUUGCUUUUGUUCUAUCAUGGGAACCUAAGUAGCAUUUUCAGUUUGACUGGUUGUUGGAGGAGGGGGGGGGGGGCACUUGAGGCACUUGAACUUUACAUUAUCUCACCACGUAGUGCACCUUUUUAUUUCAUUUUUCUCUUUUGUUUUUCCAUGAUAGCGGUAUUAUUUCCAGAGGUUCAGACCAGUGCUGUGUGUAGUGGAUUCUGUUUUGGGGGCCAAUUUACAUUGUUGUAUGGAACUACUAAUGCAUAAGCUAUUAGACAGCACGGUCAAUCACUGGUCUGUACGUGCUUCAAUUUGAUUUUUUUAUGUUGAGUGUCACUUACUAGAGAGCAAAUAGGUGUCUGGACCUAGUUAACAGACAUUCUCACUCUACACAAAUACUCAGAAAGUAUCCAUUACUGUAUGGUACGCUAGCUUUCAUUUAUAUGUACUUAUAUCCCACCCAUCUUUAACAACUAAACGUCACAACAAAAAGGUUUAAAAAUCCCAAUUGGAAAACUAUUCCAGCUUUUAAAAUGUUGUUUCUCUGAGAACUAUUGGAACUGGAUAAAAAUCUAUCACAUUUAUUCCUUGUGGAAAAAAAUAACGCUGAUAGAAAAGUCUUGAGUGAUUACAUUCA